AUGGCCGACUCGCCUGCCUCCGCAACGGGCGCCCUGCCUGGCGAGUCGCCCGCCCAGACAAAGGCCAGACUACGCAGAGAGCGUCUUGCAGCAAAGAGCGGCGCUUCUCGUCUGCAGCAGAUCACGGCACUGCAGGGCGGCCCGCCCAGGGACAUCAGUGAGCUUGAGAAGGAUGUUCCGGUCAAGCCUGCCCCAAUCCCUUUCCCCCAGCGCACACCCUCCGGGUCUGGAACGGCGACUCCGGACCCAGAUGAGGUAGACAUAUCACAACACCAUUACACGCCCGUAUCCCGUCCCCGACUCCCCUCGCCCUUUGCCUCAGAGACCAACCCGACAGGCCCAUUUGGCCCAGGGCAGGCCUCGGACCCAGCCCAGGACCCCAUGAUGGCAAUGCUCCAGCAGAUGAUGGGCGCGGGUGCGGGUGGUAUGCCUGGCAUGCCCGGCGGUCCUGGUCAGGCAGGUGCACCACCGGGCCUUGCUAAUAUGCUUUCGGCCAUGCAAGGUGGUGGUGCUGUUCCUGAGCCCUCGCCCGACCAAUCUUCAGCCUGGAUCUGGCGCCUGGUUCACUCCGUCUUCUCCCUAGGACUCGCCGUUUACAUAGUGUUACAGACACCGUUUACCGGAUCCAAAUUCUUACGCGACAAUGUGCCCGACGAUGACUGGACCACCCAGUCUUCGCCAGCCCACAAUUUUGCGCACUUUUUCUAUCUCUUCGCUACUUUCGAGGUUAUCUUACAAUCUUCACGCUAUUUCAUAGAAAAAGGCCAGUUGCAAGGAGGUGGCAUGCUCAGCACGGUCGCAGGUAUCUUGCCCGAGCCGUAUGCAGGAUAUAUUCGGACGGUUGGCAGGUACAGCGUCAUAUAUAGCACCGUUGUGAGCGACGCCAUGGUGGUGGUAUUCGUCUUGGGCGCCACGAGUUGGUGGAAAGGUGCUGCUGUUGCAUGA
This is a messenger RNA of Bipolaris victoriae FI3, 945 nucleotides long. RefSeq lists its product as hypothetical. Lineage: Eukaryota; Fungi; Ascomycota; Dothideomycetes; Pleosporales; Pleosporaceae. Bases 1 to 945 code for a protein of 314 amino acids. Gene Ontology annotation, biological process: retrograde vesicle-mediated transport, Golgi to endoplasmic reticulum. The transcript has 2 exons. The record is from RefSeq and is a predicted model, not a curated record.